AUGACCCAGACCCUCAAUAAAAGGGAAGACCCUCUUAAUCUGGGUGGUGGCCGGUCGUCCUCUGCCCCCUUACGCACCUGGUCAUCCAACCAUCGAAGGCGCCGGGGAGCUCCGAUUUACAAGGGGCGACACCACUAUGGCCCCAAGGCCGAGUAUGAGCCGCCCAGGAAACAGCCCAAGCAACAGCACGGCCCGGGUCCUUGGUUCCAACCACCCCGACGGCCCUACUGGGCCCUGUACUCUAACUGGGGGCGCUGCGGCGGCGGGCCCUGGCACCCUCCUCUGGCGGGAUUCCGGAGUCCGCUCUGCCCGGUGCAAAUGAUUCGGGUGUAUGGUCUGCACCCUCUCUGUCUUUGCUGCUGCUCCUGCUGGCCUGGGCCCUGGAACCCCGGCUGGGCCAGGCCCCCCGGUAGAAAGAGGCGCUGGGGCCGCAGGGGUCGUGGCCUGCGCCGCGCCCCUCACCGCUCCUUCCCGAGGAGCCCGCCGGUAGAUCUAAGCAAGCUGCUGCGUCCGGUCAACCUGUACGGGUGGCGGGCGCCUGGCAUGAGAGCGCCGCGGAACACCACCCAGUUCAUCAUGAACCAGAUCUACGAAGACAUGCGGCAGCAAGAGAAGCUGGAUCGCCAGCAGGAGGCGCUGCGGGCGCAGCAGGCCCAGGCCCGUGGCUCCACCUCCCCGCCAGGCUUCAGCGGCAAUGGUGCGCCCCCUACCGGCGGCGAGGAAAAUUCAGAGCUGCAGGGUACCCUGUACAACUUCCUGCAGGAUCCCUUGCUAGCCUUCAGUCCUGCCCCAGUGGAGCAAAACCAGUCUCCCACCCCACAGCUGCUGGAGGAAGAGGAAGAGGAGAAAAAUAAUGAGUGUGACGAGGAGGUGUGCCAUGGAAAGGAGGAGAGCGAGGAAGAGGAGGAGGAGGAGGAGGAGGAAGAAGAGGAAGAGGAGGAGGAAAAUGGAGAGACAGAGGAGGAGGAAGAGGAGGAGGAGGUGGAAGAGGCUGACCAUGAGGAGGAGGGGGCAGAAGAUGAGGAAGUGUUGGAAGAGGAGGGCUUGGAAGAAGAAGGGCUGGAGGAGGAAGAGCAGAGAGAGGAAGAAAAUCAGUUGCCUCUGGAAAUGCCUUUAUCAAUGUUAGUAGGGGCAGAAGAAGAGAGGGAGAACUUUAUAAACUAUACUUACUUAAACUCGGAACAGAUAAUUCCCAAAGUGUCACAGGAAGCUCUAUUUAUGCUACAGGACCUUAACAAUUAG
Messenger RNA from Castor canadensis (American beaver), 1242 nucleotides. It is a transcript of the gene Ccer1, whose product is annotated as coiled-coil glutamate rich protein 1. NCBI's taxonomy places the organism in Eukaryota, Metazoa, Chordata, Mammalia, Rodentia, Castoridae. The record is from RefSeq and is a predicted model, not a curated record.